Molecule: messenger RNA, 702 nt
Organism: Chenopodium quinoa (quinoa)
Lineage: Eukaryota; Viridiplantae; Streptophyta; Magnoliopsida; Caryophyllales; Amaranthaceae
Exons: 1
Coding region: 1-702 (233 amino acids)
Source: RefSeq, a predicted model, not a curated record
AUGGAGAAUCUUCUUCGUCUGAUUUUCAUCCUGCUUUCGGAGUCAACAAUAUCAAAAAUUUCGAUCCUUUUAACUCUUGAUCCCGAGAAGGUUCAAUACUCAAAUUGGGUUGAAUUAUUUAAAUGUCAUGCUCAUGCAUUCAACGUUCUUGAUCAUAUCGACUCUAAAACUAAAAAGCCUGCUGAUGUGUUUGAUGCUAUGUGGAAAAAGCUUGAUUCGGUUGUCAAAAACUGGAUCUAUGACACAAUUUCUAUCGAAUUACUUGAAACAGUAUUGUGCAAAGGGGAUACGACGCAGCAACUUUGGAAUAAACUCAAGGAGAUUUUUCAAGAUAACAAAACCACGAGGGCCGUUUAUCUUGAAAACCAGUUUAAUCAAGUGCAUCUCUCUAUAUUUUCUGACAUUGCAUCAUAUUGUCGGGAAUUGAAGAAUUUGAAGGAUCAACUUGCUAACGUUGAUCAACCCGUGUCGGAACAAAAACUUGUAAUUCGCUUGGUUUCGGGUCUUAUGAAUACGGAUUUCGACACCGUUGCUGCAACGAUACAACAAACGGAGCCCCUACCUUCGUUUAAAACUGCGCGUUCUAGAUUGUUACUAGAGGAAUCGAGGCGCGCCAAUGAUGUCUCCGCCUCGGCUUCAUCUUUUGUUGCUCAAUCCGGCUCGUCGGGUCAACCCACCGCUGCCACGCCGCAGCAGCAGUAG